GGUGUCGGUCGUCCUCCCGGAAAAUGGGACGUGGACGGACCUUGAACUAGCAUACCAAACCGUAAUGCUGGAAGGGGAGGACGCGUUCCUAUGGAUAGAGACGAUGUGGGCUAAUGUCAGCUUGACRAGGUUGUCGCCAAGAUUAAUGGAUCUGGAGUUCCGAGGGACAGUGGAAGCCCGGGGGUGGGUCUACUUGUCGCAAGACGGGGAGAAUGCUAUGGUCAUAGAAUUGGCACUCGGGAAUACGCCGGAUGAAUUGUUUAGGAAGGCAGAAGCGGAGGUUGUAUGGGCUGCGUGUCAACGGAGGGAAAUGGAAAUGGAGAGGGUAAAUGUGCGGGUGGAACUUGGGGAUAGAGGGAGCAUGAGGCGACCCGUUAGAACCAUGCGAUGCGUGUUGCCUCCCUUCCUGGUGGACGCAGUUUUCAGGACCCGGAGCAGGUUAGUACAAAUAUGCCAGUCCACGACGAACCUCGGACUAUACCAGUGCGCUAGGCAAGAUUUCUUUCGGUUGUCGGCAGAAAUGGGGUCGUUUGAGGGGAACAGGGCGGACGAGCUGGCCGAGGUACUAAACUGCCUUAGUGUAGACGAUGUUUUUAUCGCUAGCUCCGUGCAUUGGAGGAUAGUCUAUCGGAAUGUGGCAAUAGGGGAAACAUUUCUGGAAGGGGUGAAAGAGUUGUUCUACGACGAAGAGGACGACUUCAGCGAUGAGGACGAGGAUGAUGAGAUARAGGACUGGGACUUCUAAGGGGGGAGUGACUUAACCUARGGAAAACGGGUGGCCUGGUAUUGUUCAGGAAGUGGAGAGAUGACUAGAGAGGAAAGGAUGAUGGAAUACACCUUCAAGGGAUGGGAACCAAGGCGACUCAAAGGAGGAAUAGAAAUGCCUAUACCAACA
This is a messenger RNA of Chara braunii, 895 nucleotides long. The record is from the annotation of a GenBank genome assembly. Lineage: Eukaryota; Viridiplantae; Streptophyta; Charophyceae; Charales; Characeae.